This is a messenger RNA of Necator americanus (New World hookworm), 516 nucleotides long. RefSeq lists its product as uncharacterized. Lineage: Eukaryota; Metazoa; Nematoda; Chromadorea; Rhabditida; Ancylostomatidae. The transcript has 6 exons. The record is from RefSeq and is a predicted model, not a curated record. Bases 1 to 516 code for a protein of 171 amino acids.
AUGGGUGACAUCGCGGCUGCUUUCGCUCAACACGAGAUCACACCAAAAAUCAUCGACAACCCACCAAAACAGAAGUUACACCUAGUCUGGGAUGGAAUCCAAGUGGAGCCGGGAAUGACUAUGUCAACAAGGAAUCUCAAGAAUGCGCCACGUUUCAAUUUACCCGGAGCGGAUCCGGAAAGCACAUUUAGUAUGGUGAUGAUUGAUCCGGACAAUCUUUCGCGGAAGAACCCGUCAGUUGCGGAAUGGUUGCACUGGCUUGUUGUAAAUAUACCCGCCAGUAACGUUAUUGAGGGCAUCAACGGGGGCCAACAUCAAAUGCCCUACGGGUCACCAGCUCCUCAACCAAGAACUGAUCUACAUCGAUAUGUUAUUCUUAUGUGGGAACACCAAGGAAGGCGUAUCAACGUUCCCAAGCCAUCUAGCCGAGCCAAGUUCAACGUCAAACAAUUUAUAGAGAAGAAUAAGCUUGGAGACCCAAUCGCGGGCAACUUCUUCUUAUCACAACAUGAAUGA